Messenger RNA from Dentiscutata erythropus, 139 nucleotides. NCBI's taxonomy places the organism in Eukaryota, Fungi, Glomeromycota, Glomeromycetes, Diversisporales, Gigasporaceae. The record is from the annotation of a GenBank genome assembly.
ACAACAGUUACGAUUGAUGUGUAAAGAUCCUCCUCCACCUUUUUAUAUAAUCGUUUCAGAAGAGAGAUAUAGAUGUCAUUUGAAAGGAAGUUUGUUGAGGAAAAAAGAGUUAAAGAAGUUUGAAUUUUGGCACAGAUAG